GGGAAUGUUAAGGGAGAAGGUGGGGUGUCCAGUUCUAAGCCCAUUCAGCUUUUGCAGGCCUCAAAGUGGUGGCGAUUUUGUCCAUUCAGUUGCCUUAUCGACGGCCAUCGGAUCGGUCUGGUCUGCACUUAACUUUGACAACUUUACUUGACUUGGUGACUAGUCCUUCGACAACAUGACAGGCGCAUCCUGGUCGAUGAUAUCUUCUGUGGUGGCAAUACUCAUCACUGCCACAAUGCUGGGGUCCGUGGAAGCUGCUGACAAGGAGGGCUUUCCCGUGGCCAUAAUCCAUAUUAACGACCUGCACGCCAGGUUCGAGGCCACGGACUCCAGCGGUGGCACCUGUGACGACGGCGAGACCUGCAUCGGUGGCUAUCCGCGCACCGUCACCACCGUCCGGCGGCUGCUGCAGGAGCAAGCAGAACUGAAUCCUAUCUAUAUCAAUGCGGGGGAUAGCUUCCAGGGCACACUCUGGUACAACAUCGGUCGCUGGAAUGUCACCCAGCAGCUGCUGAAUCUUCUGCCUGCCGACGCCAUGACUUUGGGCAAUCACGAGUUCGAUCAUGGCGUUGAGGGCGUUGUGCCCUUCCUGGAGACCGUCAAUACCAGCAUGCUGGUGGCCAACAUGGACUGCGCCCACGAGCCAACAAUGGAGGGCAAGUACAACAAGUCGAAGAUCAUUGAGCGUAGCGGCCGCAAGAUUGGUUUGAUUGGCGUUAUCCUGGAGACGACAUAUGAUCUGGCCAAUACUGGCAAGCUUAUCUUCCGAAACGAGAGCGACACCAUCCGCGAGGAGGCACAGCUGCUAAAGGCCCAGGGUGCCAACAUCAUCAUUGUGAUCUCGCACUGCGGCUAUGACGUGGACAAGGUGAUUGCGGCCAAUGCCGGUGACUGGAUCGACGUCAUUGUGGGCUCCCAUUCGCACACGCUGCUGUAUACUGGAACGCCGCCAAGCGGAAGCACUCCGGCUGGUCCUUAUCCCACUGAGGUGGUCCACAGCUCUGGCCAUCGUGUUCUCAUCGUCCAGGCCUCAGCCUAUGCACGCUACGUGGGCAAUCUUGUUGUUUAUUUUGAUGACAAUGGCGAUGUGCUGGACUUCGAGGGCAGUCCACUGUACAUGGACCAGACAGUGCCUGAAGAUGAGGAAAUCCUCGAGGCCAUGCUGCCCUGGAAGGAGGUGAUUGACGAGACGGGCAAGGUGGUGGUGGGUCACUCCAAAGUGGACCUCACCAAGGACGACUGUGCCGCCGGAGAGUGCAACCUGGGAAACUUCUUCUGCGACGCCAUGGUGCACUCGUUCGUGGGAAUGGCGCCAUAUGAAGAGAAGGCCUGGACAAAUGUAUCCGCCGGACUGAUGAAUAUCGGGGGGCUCCGCGUGCCGCUCACCAGAGGCAAUCUCACCUAUGCUCACAUAGUCAGUAUGUCGCCGUUUGAGAACACUUUGGUGGCCUACAAUUUGCCGGGAAGCAAGCUGGUGGAGGCCAUGGAGUUUGCCGUAAGCAAAGUGGACCUGGAGAACGGUGUGACGGGCUCGUACAUAAACCUGCAAUUCUCGGGCAUCCGGGUGAAGUAUGACUACACAAAGCCGAUAGGAUCUCGGGUCAUAUCGGUAUCGGUGCGCUGUGCUGAUUGUCAGGUGCCCAAGUACGAGCCACUGGUAAUGGACAAGCUCUAUCGGCUCACCUCGCCCAACUUCCUGCAGGCGGGCGGCGAUGGUUACACCAUGCUGGCCGAGGGCACAGACCUCCAGUGGGGUGUCAGCGAUCUGGAUGCCUUGAUCUCGUACAGCAACCACUUUGAUCCCAUCUACCAGAGUCUCGAGGGACGCAUCACCGUGCUGAAUUGAUCAGUGAAUAAAAUAUUUAUGUAGCAUUUGUCCAAGUAAACCAGACUUUUCUGUAAAUUUA
Messenger RNA from Drosophila serrata, 1907 nucleotides. RefSeq names its product apyrase. Gene Ontology annotation, biological process: AMP catabolic process. Lineage: Eukaryota; Metazoa; Arthropoda; Insecta; Diptera; Drosophilidae. Gene Ontology annotation, cellular component: plasma membrane. The record is from RefSeq and is a predicted model, not a curated record. Gene Ontology annotation, molecular function: hydrolase activity, acting on ester bonds; metal ion binding; nucleotide binding.